Messenger RNA from Morus notabilis, 1752 nucleotides. RefSeq lists its product as uncharacterized. Lineage: Eukaryota; Viridiplantae; Streptophyta; Magnoliopsida; Rosales; Moraceae. The transcript is spliced from 6 exons. The record is from RefSeq and is a predicted model, not a curated record. The coding region runs from base 45 to 1418 and encodes 457 amino acids.
ACUGAGCCGGAGUCCGACCUGGGAACGGAGUGACACAAGCGUCAAUGGAAUCGAAGCUUCUCUUUCCACACUGCCAUGGCCGUCAUUCUCCAUCGCUGGCGUUCCAAUCUUCGCAUCUCUCUUCCCGCCAAGAUUCCAUCGCCGGUUUCUUUCACAGCUCUUCAGUCACUAACAAAACUCAAAUCUUUCCUUCUCUUCCUCGCAUUCCUUCUUUAAGAAUCGCUACAAACAAGAAAAAGAAGAACUUGGUUCAUGGUUUAGCAGUCAGAUCACAGUUUACUACCCCUAUCAUUGCUCCGCAGGAUCAAUGGGGUAAUUGGACCACUCUCUUCGCAAUUGGCGCUUUCGGUCUUUGGUCGGAGAAGAAGACCAAGGUUGGGGGUGCACUGAGUGGAGCAUUGGUGAGCACUUUGGUAGGAUUGGCAGCUAGUAAUUUAGGGCUUAUUUCAUCUGAAGCUCCUGCAUUUUCGAUUGUCUUGGAGUAUCUGCUCCCAGUGGCUGUUCCACUCUUGUUGUACAGAGCCGAUGUGCGUCGCGUGAUCAAAUCAACCGGGGCCCUUCUCUUGGCUUUCUUACUGGGGUCAGUUGCCACUACAGUUGGUACAGUGUUGGCAUAUCUGAUAGUGCCAAUGGGAUCACUCGGUCAAGAUAGUUGGAAAAUAGCAGCUGCGCUUAUGGGAAGACAUAUUGGUGGAGCUGUGAAUUAUGUUGCCAUAUCCAACGCUCUCGGUGUUCGGCCAUCAGUUUUAACUGCUGGACUAGCUGCAGACAAUGUCAUUUGUGCAGUAUAUUUCACCACAUUGUUUGCACUAGCUUCUAAAGUACCUCCUGAAGCUUUAACAUCAAGUGAUGGUGUUGCAGUGGACACAAAGUCUGAGCCUGGUGGCAACCUUCCCACUUUACAAACUGCUAUAGCCCUUGCUGUGUCAUUGGCUAUCUGCAAGCUUGGCUCGUAUCUCACAAAAUAUUUUGGAAUUCAAGGAGGUAGCCUGCCUGCUGUAACGGCCAUCGUUGUUAUUCUAUCGACUGCAUUUCCAAAACAAUUUGCAUAUCUUGCGCCAUCUGGUGAGGCUAUGGCUAUGAUUCUGAUGCAGUUGUUUUUCACGGUGGUAGGAGCAAGUGGAAACAUCUGGAGUGUUAUCUAUACAGCACCUAGCAUUUUCUUGUUUUCCUUUGUCCAGAUUGCCGUUCAUCUCGUGAUUAUCCUCGGAUUGGGCAAGCUAUUUCGCUUCGACUUAAAGUUGUUGCUUAUAGCAUCAAAUGCGAAUGUUGGGGGUCCUACAACCGCUUGUGGGAUGGCCACAGCAAAAGAGUGGCAUUCCAUGAUUAUUCCCGGUAUUCUUGCUGGCAUUUUCGGCAUUGCCAUUGCAACUUUUCUUGGCAUUGGAUUUGGGCUGGCGGUACUGAAAUACUUGUAGGGAAGUUUUCCACGUUUAAUCCGCAUAAAUGAGCUAAUCUUUAACGUAUGUUGACUCCAUUUCUUUGUACUCAAAGAAACAACACAUUGUGGGGGAAGGAAAUAGAGUAAUUUGAAAGGAAACCACAGUGUACUUCCUGCUUGACAAAAACAGUUUUAUAGACCAAUGAAGACCUAAAAUAAUGUGGGCUGCCUCAGGUGAACCAGAUUGUAACAUUUUUUGUAAGUUUAUUGAUCUCAUUGAGCUCUUAAUAAUAUGUAUAAACUUCUAUGUGAGAGAAAACACUGUAACAUUUUUUGUAAGUUUAUUGAAGAAGUUCUAUUUGUUUAGUAAA